GGGCAGAGCGAGAGAGCAGCCGCCGCCGCCGCCUCCGGAGCGCAGAGAGAGCGAGCCGGGGGGAGGGACCCCGCCGGGCGCCGCUGAGUGCUGGGGGGCGCAGCCCUGCCAUGUCCCCGGGGCAGCCGGAGUCGGGCUAAGCGGCUGUGCGCGCAGCGGGGAGAGCUCUUCGGGACCAUGAAGCAGCCAGGGCAGCUCUUCCUCCGCCUGCUGCUCCUGCUCUGCCUCGCCAAGAUCAAACCUGCAGCUGCCUGCUUUGAAGAUUGCAGCUCAGUAAAUGUAAAUGCAGCGACGACAGAAAUCCAUAUUGACACAUUACCAGACAACUUUACAAUAAUCAGUGUAACUUUUGCAAAUGGAACACUGUUCCCGAAUUCAUCACUGAACAAUUCAAUAGGAGGUCUUUCACCUGGUGUACAAUACAUUAUCAACUUUCAAAAUGGUACAGAAGCAUGUUGCAAAAACAUUACAACAAAGUCCAGUCCAGUUUCUGACAUCCAGGCCACAAAUAUCGGCACAGAACACGUGACCUUAACAUGGGAAAACAAUGACACUGCUGCUCCUAAUUACACAUAUGUGAUAUCCACUGAUGGGAAUGGAAUUUCGCCUACUCAGAACCAAACCUCCCAAAACAAAAAUGCUGUAAUUGGGAGACUACAGCCUGGUACCCUUUAUAACUUCACAGUAGUUCCACUAGCAGCGGAUAACAUGACUAAAGGAGACCCAAAAGUCAAACACAUCUAUACAAAGCCCAGUCCAGUUUCUGACAUCCAGGCCACAAAUGUCAGCACAGAACAAGUGACCUUAACAUGGAAAAACAAUGACACUGCUGCUCCUAAUUACACAUAUGUGAUAUCCACUGAUGGGAAUGGAAUUUCGCCUACUCGGAACCAAACCUCCCAAAACAAAACUGCUGUAAUUCGGGGAUUACAGCCUGGUACCCUUUAUAACUUCACAAUAGUUCCACUAGCAGCGGAUAACAUGACUGAAGGAGACCCAAAAGUCAUACACAUCUAUACAAAGCCCAGUCCAGUUUCUGACAUCCAGGCCACAAAUAUCGGCACAGAACAAGUGACCUUAACAUGGAAAAACAAUGACACUGCUGCUCCUAAUUACACAUAUGUGAUAUACACUGAUGGGAAUGGAAUUUCGCCUACUCGGAACCAAACCUCCCAAAACAAAACUGCUGUAAUUCGGGGAUUACAGCCUGGUACCCUUUAUAACUUCACAAUAGUUCCACUAGCAGCGGAUAACAUGACUAAAGGAGACCCAGAAUUCAAACACAUCUAUACAAAGCCCAGUCCAGUUUCUGACAUCCAGGCCACAAAUAUCGGCACAGAACAAGUGACCUUAACAUGGAAAAACAAUGACACUGCUGCUCCUAAUUACACAUAUGUGAUAUACACUGAUGGGAAUGGAAUUUCGCCUACUCGGAACCAAACCUCCCAAAACAAAACUGCUGUAAUUCGGGGAUUACAGCCUGGUACCCUUUAUAACUUCACAAUAGUUCCACUAGCAGCGGAUAACAUGACUGAAGGAGACCCAAAAGUCAUACACAUCUAUACAAAGCCCAGUCCAGUUUCUGACAUCCAGGCCACAAAUAUCGGCACAGAACAAGUGACCUUAACAUGGGAAAACAAUGACACUGCUUCUCCUAAUUACACAUAUGUGAUAUACACUGAUGGGAAUGGAAUUUCGCGUACUCGGAACCAAACCUCCCAAAACAAAACUGCUGUAAUUCGGGGAUUACAGCCUGGUACCCUUUAUAACUUCACAAUAGUUCCACUAGCAGCGGAUAACAUGACUGAAGGAGACCCAAAAGUCAUACACAUCUAUACAAAACCCAGUGUAGUUUCCAACCUCAAAGUUAUAAAUGUCAGCACAACCGAAGUAACACUGACAUGGCAAAACAGUGAUGCUGAGGCUUCUAAGUACACGUAUAGGAUACUCUAUAAAGAUGACGGAACUUCAGUUCAACAAAACAUCACUUCCCAAACCAUGAAUGCCACCCUUACAGGAUUGAAACCUGGUACCUUGUAUCUAUUUAAGGUAUUCUCACGAGUUUCAGGGACUGAAGGAGACUCCAACCCCACAAAUACUUAUACAAAGCCCAGUCCAGUUUCUGACAUUCAGGCCACAAAUAUCGGCACAGAACAAGUGACCUUAACGUGGGAAAACAAUGACACUGCUGCUUCUAAUUACACAUAUGUGAUAUACACUGAUGGAAAUGGAAUUUCAGCUACUCGGAACCAAACCUUCCAAAACAAAAAUGUGGUAAUUGGGGGAUUAUGGCCUGGUACCCCUUAUAACUUCACAAUAGUUCCACUAGCAGCGGAUAACAUGACUGAAGGAGACCCAAAAGUCAUACACAUCUGUACAGAGGCUGCACCAGUGCUUUCAUUUAACUGUACACCAGUGACUAAAGAGCCUAAGUUAACACUAAAGUGGGAGCUCCCUGCUGGUGACAGUACUAACUUCAGCAUUAACACAUUCAAUGAUGCCUGGAGCAACAAAACACUGGUUUUGGCUGGUAGCCUAGAAACAACUGUAACAAAUUUAAAUUAUUCCACCUCCUACAAUGUUAGUAUUAUAACCUGUUCAUGUGGGAAAGACAGCCUUCCAAAGGAAACAACGUGUGAUACAAGUAUCACUGACCCACCUGCUCCAAUAGAAAAGCCUAUUAUUACGUCAAUCACUCACAACUCCUUUAAAAUUAAGUUCAGUGGGUUUGAGUCAAAAAAUGGACCGCUAAAGGCCUAUGCAAUAGUAAUCACAACAACUAAAGAAGGCAAUAUACCUGCAAAUAGCAGCUUGAACUAUACAUACAAUGACUUCAAGGAAAAUAAAAGAAAAACUUACAUAACAAGUGUCAUAACCGCUACGCAAAUGAGAGCCUUUUCCUCCCGUUCAGAUAGUUCACAAUAUGAAAUGGAAGUAGGAGAUGCAUCCAAAUCGCAUGCCUAUUCCAAUGGGCCGCUGGAACCACUUGGUUCAUACCGGGCGAGUGUUGCAGGUUUCACUAAAAUUGAAUUUAACAAUGGUGAACUUAUUGUUGAAGAGAGAAGCUAUGUAUCAUUUACACCUUAUUCUCAGGCAAUUACAUUACUCCAGGAUCCAGGUGUCAUCACUGGAGCUGUUGUUGGGUGUAUUGUGGGUGCUGUGGCUAUAGCUGCUGUAGUGGUAUUAGUUUUCUGGAGACGGAGAAGGAAAGAUGGAAAAAAUAGUGAGCUACCCUUUUCUCCGAUUAGACCCAAGAAAUCCAAGUCAAUUAAAGUUGAAAACUUUGAGUCCUACUUUAAGAAACAGCAAGCUGACUCGAACUGUGGAUUUGCUGAAGAGUACGAAGAACUCAGGUCGGUGGGCAUUAAUCAGCCUAAAUUUGCAGCUGAACUUACUGAGAACAGAGGGAAAAAUAGGUACAAUAAUGUCUUGCCGUAUGACAUUUCCCGUGUUAAACUUUCGAUCCAAAACCAUCCAACUGAUGAUUAUAUUAAUGCAAAUUAUAUGCCUGGAUACAACUCCAAGAAAGAAUUUAUUGCUGCACAAGGCCCCUUACCCAACACUGUGCAAGACUUCUGGCGCAUGAUUUGGGAAAAAAAUAUCUAUGCUAUUGUUAUGUUGACAAAAUGUGUUGAACAAGGCAGGACCAAAUGUGAGGAAUAUUGGCCAGACAAAGGAUCCAACUAUUACGAUGACAUUACUGUAACGUUGGUCUCAGAGUAUGUCCUUCCAGAAUGGACAAUAAGAGACUUCACAGUGGAAGGCAGUGAUGCAACUGAAAGCCACUCUGUACGCCAGUUCCAUUUCACUUCCUGGCCUGACCAUGGUGUUCCGGAGACAACAGACCUUCUUAUUAACUUUAGACAUCUGGUACAGGAAAACAUUAGACAAAAUCCCCCAGAUUCUCCUACUCUGGUGCACUGCAGUGCUGGUGUUGGCAGGACAGGUACUUUCAUUGCAAUUGACCACCUGAUCCAGCAAAUAGAAAUGGAGAACGCCAGCGAUGUAUAUGGAGUAGUAUAUGAUCUUCGAAUGCAUCGACCUUUAAUGGUACAAACAGAGGACCAGUAUGUCUUCCUAAACCAGUGUGUUUUGGACAUUAUUAAAUCCCAAAGAAACAAAAAAUCAGACCUUAUCUACCAAAACACAACAGCAAUGGCAAUCUAUGAAAAUUUUGGACCAACAGCAGGUUUUGAGAAGGCAAAUGGCUACCAUGCAUAACCAGAGAGGGAAGAAAUGUCAUUAGGAGGCCAUUACUAUCCUGCACACAGGAAAACGAAAUGCACUGUUAUUGUACUUGUGUGUACAGUAUCUUUUAUUAUUUUUUCAGUCUUGUAUAUCUAAUUUGAAGAUGCCCUUGUAAAAAUGUCUUUUGGAGUUGUGGAUUAGUAUAAAAAGAAGCUGCAAGUUAACAGAGGAAAUUGCUUUAUCUUGGGAACUUCACAAUACUCGUAGGCAAAACAACAUUUGCAGUACAGACGGUGAAGUAGAUGAUAAAUAUUAAAAAUAACAAAUUACAAAGGCUCUUUUUUAAUUAAAGUUUUGUAUGAUUUCAUAUACAGAUACCUGGCUUGUGGGCUGUGGAAUAUAUUUUAUAAAUGUCAGGAACAUAUUUUAUCUGCUGUACCUGGUUACUUAGUUGAUGGAUAUAUGCUUCAUUGUGAUUUGUCCUUAGUGUUCCGUUUGAUUUAUAAGAAGGAGUACAAACACCUCCUACAAAUGGGUGUUGAUAUUUGGAAAUUGUGCCUUUUCUGGUUAUUACUCUGUAGACAAAAAUAAUCAGAGCCCUAUAUUUUUGUACUGAGACUUUUAAUUAGAAUAUAGAUUUUAACUGUAGUAACAUUGCUGGCGAGAUGCUCCUAGAUUUUGGUAGUGAUCUUCCCCUUUUUGUAUUCCACCACAACCUUCAGAGGCCUUAUAUCACAGUGCCUCAAUCUAGAGGAAAAGGAGGGUAAGGGUUGUGUGUCAUUCUGAGCUUUAAUAUGUGUGUGUGUGUGUGUGUGUGUGUGUGUGUGUGUGUGAGAGAGAGAGAGAGAGAGAGAGGAAGCAACUCCUCCCAUUUCUGGCUGAUAUUUCUGUUUUAUAGAGUUUAUAAGGAUUUAUUUAAAGGUGCAAUAUGUGAUUUAUUGAAUAAUGAUUGCUCUACUUAAAGAGAGCUUUACUCAGGUUGUCUCUUUUUUAAUUAUUUUUUUCUUUAAAUAUAUAAAUCUGUGAAAAUUUCAGACUGAGAAUUCACAUGUCAAAGUGCUCCCAAACAGGUUCACUGGCUUUAUUCUAUUUAGCAAAAGUAAAUGCACAAAUAUCUACUGUAUAUAUCAAUUACUAAAAUCUGUUGUUUUAGCCUGUCAAAACUGAGAUGUGUGUUUUAUCUUGGUGCAUCUCAAAAAUAUAAUUUAACUGUUUUAUAAUUGUUUCCAGUAUGCUGCUGCUAUUUUAACUGAUUCUUUAAAAAAAAGUCUAGAUAUUAAUAUUACAUGUCAAGGACUAAUUUGGAUUUAUUUUGCUGGUACAUUAAUGUUAAACGUAUGAAGGCAUUACCAAUGAAGGACUUACUCAUUAUUUUUAAGGGGUACUGGGUGGUUUUUUUUUUCUUCUUUGGAUCAGUGCACUGGUUGCAUUGCAAAGUAUGAAGUUCAGGAACAUCUAUAAAAUAGCUGUUAAAGUCUUAUGAAAGUUUAAUAGCCAGCGUACCUGGGAUUCUGCAGCAUUUGAAAGCCAGUUUGUAUGACAAAGGUGACAACAACUGCUGCAAAUUUUGGAAAUGAUUGUGGCACUACAAUGGGUAGCUGGCUGCCCUGUAGAAUCCACUGUUGAAUGAAAAAUCUUAGGCAUCCUGGCUUCUAUAGUCCCACAUCUGUGAAUUUAAGUAAUGGCAACAGUAAUUCUUAUUCGAUAAUGGAAGUGUGUCAUUUAAGCAAAACUGGAGGGAGACCCACACCAUGGUUUGAGCAGGACUCAUAAUACCCAUUUGUUGUGUUUAUUUUAUUUUUUCUUCUUCUUAUCUAAAAUCAAUCAAACCAUCCCACCAGACUCCUUCUCAAAUGGAAAUCGCAAUCGUAAUUUUUUUUACCCUGCAUCCUUUCUAAGGUGCCAUUAGAUCUCAACAAAAUGCAAUGCAACAACUUCUUCACUUAGCUUGGCAGCACAGAUCAAACCAAAAAAAUCCCUAAGGCUUCACUAGAGAGAAGGGCCGGCCCCUCUACAUUGUUUGGGGGCGUGUCUGGUGUUUUUCAUUUAAAUACUACUACUCUCUGUGGUAGUGCAGUCUUAAGGUAUCAUGGAAGUGCAUGGCUGGUCAGAAAUCGUUAUUUCUGGGACAGCCCAGAAGGUCAUUGAGUCCAAGAAUACUGCACUUGGUUUAAAAAGUGCCUAUCUUAUGUAGCAGAGAAGAGCAGUGAAUGCAUUGUCUCUCAUAGUGUUUGUGCUGUGGAUUCUGCACCUGCGUUAUAUAGUGGCUGCAUCUGCAUUAUAUAGCAGCAGAACCUCAGAAAACUAGCUAUAACUGUGACUGACUAUUUCAGUCUAAACACCUAUGAUAGAUUGUUGCAGUAGCAGGUGAUUAAAAGUGGGAUCCUAGAUACAAUUUGUUUCCAUCAGGAAAACAAUAGAAUAAAUAUUUGUCCAGAGAUUCCUGAGAAAUAAAUAAAAACUCUAUCCAAUCAAAUCCUUAUAUGUCUUGGGAAACUGGAAUCCAUAAAUAUGCUAAAUCAGGAGAGAGUCUGAUUUCCCCGCUUAUGAAUUAAAUGUGAGAAGAGCACAACAGAUGAGAUUACAGGGCCAGUCCUGCCUGACUAAAACAGUCACUAUUCCCAAUCAAGUCUAUUUCCCAUAGAGGCCAAAAGAAUUUUCCAUGAGCAAGGCAUGCAGGCUCGGGCCCUAUAGUUUUUAGUGGACAGAAAAAGUUGAUUAAUGCUUAAAGUGAUGUAUCCAUGAAGCUGGGUGUUGUUCCACUGUGACUAACUAGGACAGGCCACAUAGGAACUCCCACUGGAAGGAAUGGGUCUUACAGGUAAUGUUUUAUCUUAGAGAUUCCCUCUAACCAAGAUGACUUGAAUAGGAUUCUAGCGUAUGUUUGUCAUCUACAAACUGAUUUUCUAUGUCUUUAGUUUCUUUUGAUUCAGGACUAAAGGUUGCUAUUUAUACUGUCUUCUUGCUCUUUAUUCUGUUCAUUCAGUGCUUAUUGUUGGUGGUGCUUGCCUAAAAUAAUCUGCUUCCCCAGCCUCAAAACUCUCCUGGUGUUACAACACUGGGUUUUCUGACUGAGGUUGUUUGGUUUUUUUUCCUUCAAUUUGGGACCCUUUUAAAAAGGGAAAUGUUCACGUGAAAUAAGGGUUGCUUUUAGUUGAAUAUUUUGAUGUACAAAUUUCAGUGUUUUCCAUACAGCUGUACAGAAACUUGUAGCACAUUAUCUUAAUUUUUUAAUAGUUUGUUUUAAAGAUAUAAAGAUAAUUAAAAAGCAUUAACUUAGA
Molecule: messenger RNA, 7469 nt
Organism: Mauremys mutica (yellowpond turtle)
Lineage: Eukaryota; Metazoa; Chordata; Testudines; Geoemydidae
Gene: PTPRJ
Product: protein tyrosine phosphatase receptor type J
Exons: 25
Coding region: 178-4221 (1347 amino acids)
Biological process (GO): protein dephosphorylation
Molecular function (GO): protein binding; protein tyrosine phosphatase activity
Source: RefSeq, a predicted model, not a curated record